CCGCUGCCGCUGCCGCUGCCGCUGCUCCUCCUCCUCCUCCUCCUUCUCCUCCUCCUCCUGCCGCCGCUCCCCGCCGCAGGCCUGCGUCUCCUCGGCGCUCCCCAGAGACUGACGGUGUCCCAGGGGCAGCCGGUCAAGUUGAACUGCAGCGUGGAGGGUCUGGAGGAGCCCGAGAUCCAGUGGCUGAAGGACGGGGCCCCCGUGCAGAGCGUGGACCAGGUCUACAUCCCGGUCAGCGAGCAGCACUGGAUCGGCUUCCUCAGCUUGAAGUCCGUGGAUCGCUCGGACGCCGGCCAGUACUGGUGUCAGGUGGAGGACCGGGGCGAGACGGAGACAUCCCAGCCCGUGUGGCUCACGGUGGAAGGUGUGCCGUUCUUCACGGUGGAGCCCGAGGACCUGACGGUGCCCCCCAAUGCCCCCUUCCAGCUGUCCUGUGAGGCCGUGGGGCCCCCCGAACCCGUCACCAUCGUCUGGUGGAGGGGGGGCUCCCGGGUCGGGAGGCCUGCCCCUUCCCCCUCCGUCUUGAACGUGACCGGGGUGACGCAGAGCACCGUCUUCUCCUGCGAAGCCCACAACGUGAAGGGCCUGGCUUCUUCCCGGCCGGCUACCGUCCACCUGCAGGCCCUGCCAGCGGCGCCCUACAACGUGACGGUGACCCGGCUGACCAGCAGCAAUGCCAGCGUGGCCUGGACGCCCGGCUCCGACGGCCGCGCCCUGCUCCAGUCCUGCACCGUCCAGGUGGCUGAAGCCCCCGGCGACUGGGAAGUCCUGGCUGUGGUGGUCCCCGUGCCCCCCUUCACCUGCCUCUUGCGUGGCCUGGCGCCCGCCACCAACUACAGCCUGCGGGUGCGCUGUGCCAACGCCCUGGGACCCUCCCCUUAUGCCGACUGGGUGCCCUUCCAGACCUUCAGCUUGGCUCCAGCCGGUGCCCCCCAGAAUCUCCACGCCACCCGCACAGACUCGGGCCUCAUCUUGGAGUGGGAAGAGGUGACCCCGGAGGGUCCCAGCGACAGCCCUCUUGGGCCCUAUCUGCUAUCCUGGGUCCAGGACAACGGGACCCAGGGGGAGCUGACGGUGCUGGGGACCAGGGCCAACCUCUCGGGCUGGGACCCGCUGAAGGACCUGACGGCCAGGGUGUGCGUGUCCAACGCGGCCGGCUGCGGGCCUUGGAGCCUGCCCCUCCGGGUCUCCUCCCACGACCACGCCGGCCGGCAGGGCUCCCCGCACAGCCGCACGUCCUGGGUGCCGGUGGUCCUGGGGGUGCUGACCGCCCUGGUGACGGCGGCCGCGCUGGCCCUCAUCCUGCUGCGCAAGAGGAGGAAGGAGACUCGCUUUGGGCAAGCGUUCGACAGCGUCAUGGCCCGGGGAGAGCCCGCCGUCCACUUCCGGGCAGCCCGCUCCUUCAACCGCGAGGGGCCCGAGCGGAUCGAGGUCACGCUGGAUAACUUGGGGAUCAGCGACGAGCUGAAGGACAAACUGGAGGAUGUGCUCAUCCCGGAGCGGCGGUUCACCCUGGGCCGCAUGCUGGGCAAAGGGGAGUUUGGGUCCGUGCGGGAGGCCCAACUGAAGCAGGAGGACGGUUCCUUCCUGAAGGUGGCGGUGAAAAUGUUGAAAGCGGACAUCAUCUCCUCCAGCGACAUCGAGGAGUUCCUGCGUGAGGCCGCCUGCAUGAAGGAGUUUGACCACCCCCACGUGGCCCAGCUCAUCGGGGUGAGCCUGCGGAGCCGGGCCAAGGGCCGCCUGCCCAUCCCCAUGGUCAUCAUGCCCUUCAUGAAACAUGGCGACCUGCACGCCUUCCUGCUCGCCUCCCGCAUCGGGGAGAGCCCCUUCGACCUGCCCCCGCAGACCCUGCUGCGUUUUAUGGUGGACGUGGCCAGCGGCAUGGAAUACCUGAGCACUCACAACUUCAUUCACCGUGACCUGGCGGCCCGUAACUGCAUGCUGGCCGAGGACAUGACCGUGUGCGUGGCCGACUUCGGGCUGUCCCGGAAGAUCUACAGCGGCGACUACUACCGGCAGGGCUGUGCCUCCAAGCUGCCCGUGAAGUGGCUGGCGCUGGAGAGCCUGGCAGACAACCUGUACACGGUGCACAGCGACGUGUGGGCAUUCGGCGUGACCAUGUGGGAGAUCGUGACUCGGGGACAGACGCCGUAUGCCGGGAUCGAGAACGCCGAGAUCUACAACUACCUCAUCGGGGGGAACCGCCUGAAGCAGCCGCCGGAGUGUCUGGAGGAAGUCUACGAGCUCAUGUGCCGGUGCUGGUCGGCGGACCCCAAGGGGAGGCCGAGCUUCUCGACGCUGCGGCUGGAGCUGGAGCAGAUCCUGGGCCGCCUGAGCACGCUGUCCGCCAGCCGCGACCCCCUCUACAUCAACGUCGAGCCGGCCGGGGGCGACGCGGGGGCCGCGGCGGGCGGGGUCUCCAGUGACUAUCGGUACAUCCUGAGCCCCGCGGGGCCGGCCGAGCCGGCCGGAGGGGAGCGGCCGCCUGACGGGGAGGGUGAGGAGGCUCAGGGGUUGCUGCCUCCCGCCGAGAGCCUGCUGGCGUCCAAGGGCUGUUAGACCGGCCGGCGGCGGCGGGGGACGGCGGGCUGGCCGCUCGGCUGCGGGAGGCCAGUCUGACUCCGAGGGUGUGGGAGGGGGCUCCUGUGGAGUCCCCCUAAGGGAGCCGGUGGCCAGGGUGGCACCCCGAGGGACCCCAGGGUACCAUCCAGGUCUUCCCGCCGGCCCACCGGACGGAGCGGUUUACAGGGAAUCGGGGAGCCGGCCCUGGGGGUGGCUACCUUCCAGGAGGGUCAAGGGGCAUGGGGGCAGGGAAGCCGGGUCCCGGCACCACCGGAACCCUAAGGUCCUCCACACUGCCCGCCCGCCUACCGUGGCCCCCGCCACCGCCGCUUUAGUGCAUGCACUGAGCUGGCCCCGGCUCGCCCACGCCGCUGCCCCGGGUUUUAAAUUUGCCAGCCCGGCUCCGUCCAGCCCUGGCGGUGCCCGCUCGGCUCAGGGGCCCGUGGGGCCUGGUGUGGGGGACCGAUCCCUGCCCGGGUGGGGGGGUCCUGUGGAAGGCUCAUCCCUGGGGGGGCCGAGAGAACUAUGGCCCCCGCCCACCCCCAGGAGACCACACUGCAGCUGGCGGGGUGGGGGUGGGGCAGUGGGGCCACCUCCGGGUCCGGCCGCCGCCGCGCGGAGAGAAACCGCGUCUUCUGUCUUGCGUUGGAGCAUGCUAUACGAACCCUAACCCAACUAACAAAGGAGACCGUGUCUGAGCCCCACACGCCCCCUCCCCCGGCGUCCCUCCUCCCUCCCCGCCCCGAGAGACCCCCUCGGCGGACUCCUGGGGGUGGGGGCGGGAGGUGCCGGACCCGCCCCGGUUGCGGGCGAGGACUCAGGUAGGAUGCGCCCAAAUUGUCGUUAGAUGCUGUUUAAACACAAGAAAUAAAACGGAAAACUGAAAAGCC
Messenger RNA from Ornithorhynchus anatinus (platypus), 3452 nucleotides. It is a transcript of the gene TYRO3, whose product is annotated as TYRO3 protein tyrosine kinase. Lineage: Eukaryota; Metazoa; Chordata; Mammalia; Monotremata; Ornithorhynchidae. Gene Ontology annotation, biological process: cell migration; positive regulation of kinase activity; nervous system development. Gene Ontology annotation, cellular component: signaling receptor complex. The transcript is spliced from 19 exons. The annotation marks the transcript as partial. Gene Ontology annotation, molecular function: protein binding; ATP binding; transmembrane receptor protein tyrosine kinase activity. The record is from RefSeq and is a predicted model, not a curated record.